Tribolium castaneum (red flour beetle) is the source of this 585-nucleotide messenger RNA. RefSeq lists its product as uncharacterized. The transcript has 3 exons. NCBI's taxonomy places the organism in Eukaryota, Metazoa, Arthropoda, Insecta, Coleoptera, Tenebrionidae. The record is from RefSeq and is a predicted model, not a curated record. The coding region runs from base 103 to 465 and encodes 120 amino acids.
CUAAUUUUUCCCGCGGCAAGCAUUACAUUGCGUCUAAAAAUAACUUUCGAAGAUUGUCAAACGGAGGUCAAUUCGCGAUUUGUUGCAUCUUUAAUCGUGAACAUGUCGCCUCUUAACCCAAUCAUUUUGCCCCUCGUCCUGUUUGUUUUUUCAAGCACGAUUUUGGCUCUGAUUUGCAAGCAGUGUAACAUGGAUUGUGACGAUCCUUUGGACGAAUUGUGUCUCGAUCCUGGAGAGUUCCAACAAGUUGCUUGUUUGACCGAGAAGUUCAAAGACACACGUAACCGGACGUUUUUCCAAAGGAAAUGUGUGCUGUAUGAGAGGAAUACGAAAUUUGAAUGCCCAGAUUAUCCUCAAUACACCACUAUUUCUUGUGUGACUUGUAAAACGGAUCGGUGUAAUGGUGAAGCAAAUUUUGGCGGAAAAAUUCUCGUCAAUAUUUCAUACGACAAUUCCACCUCUUAGAAUUAUUACUUCAUUGAUUUCUUCUAAGUAAAUUGUGAUAAGGAAUCGUAUUACAAACACGCUUUUUCAGAACUCUGUCAAUUUCAAUAUUUACAUUGGCCAAUAAAUAUUUACCUACUA